Paramecium octaurelia is the source of this 2735-nucleotide messenger RNA. The record is from the annotation of a GenBank genome assembly. NCBI's taxonomy places the organism in Eukaryota, Ciliophora, Oligohymenophorea, Peniculida, Parameciidae.
AUGCAAUAAGCCUCACAUGUAAUCUAUGAGCUUGAAGAUGAUGAGGACAACAAAUAAUAAACUUCUAAACAAGUAAAUAAGCUAUUUUAAUUAUUAUAGUAAAUCAAGAUCGAUAGAAAAUUGGGAGCAGUUACUUAUAAGAAAUGGGGCACGUUAUAUAAUUACUAUUUCUCGUUCAAUCUAAAAAAAGCAAGACUAUUGUGUUACAAAACGAAGACAUCCUCGUCCUACAAUAAUUAUUACUCGUUAAACAAGGGAGAUUUUGUCAAGGAUGAAUCAGAAAUUGAUCGAUUCGAAAAAAGUUUGAAGAAAAGAAAAAAUUAUGAAAGUCCUCCUGAUCAGAAGGUAAAAAUUGACUAAUGAAUUAAGUUAAUUAUCUAUGUUCGAACAGCUAAAGGCAGAAUUUUUAAAUUGGUCAUCGACGAAAACGAAAAUUAUGAUAAAAUCGUAGGUUAUUUAUAAAUUUGUUUCUCAUCUAAAAUUUAGACUGUGACCUCCUUUUUUGCUUUACUAGGCGUUGGAUUAAUCAAAGUUAACGAUUACGAAUUCAAACUAACCACUGGCAUCUUUGUAUCUUUGAACGAUUGGUCAAAAACAAAUAAUAAUAAAUACCUAUUGAAUAAUCAUGAUUUAGGCUUAAACUUAUUAAUAAGCAAUAUCGAAUUAUUGGGUGGCAUAAUAGGUUCGUUUUAUAGAACCCAAAGGAUAUUCGGAAUUAUCUUUAACCCAUUUACGCAAACCAUUGACAUCGUAUUGUUCGAUAAUUAGAAGUAAAUCCUUUUCUAAUAUUAUUUUAGUCCUAAAAAAUUACUUUAAGGAUUGUUCAAAUUAGUCAAAUUUAGUAGGAAACAAAUCUAACCAUCAGGUAGAGGACAGCUAUUGAAGUUGAGAACAGAUUAAAACGAAGUUCAAGAAAGCCAUUAUGUAGAAAUAGCAUAAAAUGAGAAUGUUAAGAUCUAUAUACACAAUGAGUAUCUUAACAUUUCAGAUUAUGAGUUGGUCUAAGGAUCCAUGUUCACAUCCUAAUAUGUAGAUGAUCAAAAUGAUUUAGAUGCUGAUAAGUUAAUAUCGAAUACAGCCUUAGAAUUCUAUAAAAAGGAAUAUAAAUUAAUUAACAGCAAUGAAGAUGAAACUAAAGAAUUUAUUAUUGUUAACAGAUAGUAAAAAUAAUUAAACUUUAAUAAUAUUGCAUCACCUCGAUGUAAUAAAAGACAUGUUUCAAUAAUUACUGAAGAAAUUGUCGAUGAAAACUAAGGACAAGGCAUUUAGGUAGCCAAAAGUAUAAAAGUGCAUAUGCAUAAAUCAGAUCAAAGUAUACAAUAAUAAAAAUAUACUACAUCUCCUAAAUUAGAGUUAAUUGCAGAAUUUCAAACAGGGCAUUUCAAUUAAAUUGAGAACAUUGAUUAGGUGAAGCAACAUCUAUUCAAAUAAGAAUAAUAGCAAUAAUAAAAUGGAAAGGAUGCAUAAAAUAUACAAUAGGAAUAAAAUAAAGAAAAUAAAGAAUAAAAAAUACUAGAAUGUUAAGAAAAAGAGCAAGAUAACGAUUCAGAUGAAAUUGAUUUGGUUAAGUUUUCUAUAGUUUUUGAAGUAUCAGAGCAUUGCCCUUAUAGAGAUUAUAAUUCAAUUAUGAAUUACGCUAUAAAUUUUAAGAAAAUAGAUUACAAAGAUGAAUAUAGAGUCAGUAUUGCUCAUAAAAGUGGGGGAACUGCUUGUUAAGAUAAGAAGAUUAUUGAAUUAGCAAGAAGUGUCGGAAAAAACAUGAUCAAACAAGUGGGUUAGAAAUUAUUAAGUGGUAAUUUCAAUCUUACUCAAGUGUCCUUUCCAGUAAUUCAAUAUCUUAUAAAUGUAUUUAGAUCAAAGCCAUGAUUCCCAAAUCUGCCUUAGAAAAAACCUUUAUGUAAACAAUUCUCUUUCCAUUAUACUUAAAUAAGGCAGCAUCCCUUUAAGAUCCUCUUGAACGAAUGAAACUCUCAAUUGUCGGAUUACUAUCCAAUUAUAUUUAAGCUAAUUCUUUUCUAAAACCUCUUAAUCCUAUAUUGGGGGAGACUUUUGAAGGCGGCUAUGAAGACGGCACAUAAUUAUUUUGCGAAUAAGUAAAUAUCUAAUAAAAUCCAUUAGAUAUCUCAUCAUCCUCCACUCUCUUAUUUCUUAGUUUAUGGACCAAAAAAAUCUUAUAAAUUUUAUGGAUACUCCCUCUAUGAAGCAAAGGCAGGAUUCAACUCUCUAACAAUAUUGAAUCAUGGCAAAAGAACAUUAUAAUUUAAUGAUUAAAAAAUCCAAUGCACAUUCUCAUCAGAACAUUACUCUGGUACAUUUUUAGGAACCAUGAAAAAUGAAUCACAAGGCUCUCUUUAAUUUAUUGAUGAGGCUAAUAGUAAAUAGUUAAUUUAUCAGUAGAUUUAAAAUGUAUUGUCUAACUUGGAAAGGUAAAAAAUAAACCAACUGAUUAUUUUGAAGGAGAGAUCAAAAGAGGUAAAACAACUCUAAGCAAAUUAUUUGGCUCAUACAUGGGAUUUGCUGAUUUCGAUGGUGUUCGAUAUUGGGAUGCCAGAGUUGUUAAACCCUUCGCAAUGCAAAUAUUAAAAUCUUCUCUUGAAUCAGAUCAUGCAAAAAGAACAGACAGGAUCUUUAUGGUACAAGGUGAUAUGGACAAAGCUCAAUCUGAAAAAGAGAGACUGGAAUAACUAUAAAGAAAAGAUGCAGCUUUAAGAAAAGCUUAAAGAUAAAAUGAUUGA